AUGCAGGGAGAACAAUUAGUCGAAAUGGGUUAUGGAUCUCAGUUUUCGGAUGUAGAAGGUUAUUUUACAGAGCCUGAAUUUGAUUAUGACACACAAAGUUUGGAAGUAGAUUACGAUUCACAGAAUUCUGAAUUAGAUUACGACUCGCUGA
Dentiscutata erythropus is the source of this 151-nucleotide messenger RNA. Lineage: Eukaryota; Fungi; Glomeromycota; Glomeromycetes; Diversisporales; Gigasporaceae. The record is from the annotation of a GenBank genome assembly.